CCUGCUGCAUGCGUGUGUGCGUGCGUGCGUGUGUGUGUGUUUUUAAAGGAAGCAGAGGAGGCGGUGGUAAUCGCACACAUGUGAAGGCUGCAGACAGAAAGACAGCAAAGUGUUUAUUCAGAAACGGGACGACACAAAAGAAACGAAGAAGCUGCAGAGGAUGGAUGUGACAUCACACGGUGCUGCCUCCAGUGUCACUGAAGACACUGAAAAGAAGGACUCACACCAGUCAGAAUGCAUCGUGACCCAGCCGACAGCCAAUGGGACGCUCCCAUAUCACAGCACAGAUGAGGCUCCUCCCCCUGCCUCUCAUAAGUCAGAUGCUGACAGCAGUGAUGACUCUUUGACAGACAGCUCCUCCACCAAUGACAUCUCUCGACUCCUGCCCACCCAGCCCUCCUCUGCACUGCGGAAACAGAAAGGUGUGGACAGCUCAUCAUCAUCAUCAUCAUCAUCAUCAUCUCCUCCCCCUGUCUGUACUCCUCCAUCCUCCUCUUGCACCUCUCCUCCGCCCCCUGCCUCUCGGUCGUCCACGUCUAGACAACAUCAGCAUCAGAGCACCAAACAGAAGCGUUUAUCCUCCACUAAAAGCCACGCCUCCUUAAAGACGGACGCCGCCCACAUCAAGGAAGUCGCUGGAGAUGACUGUUGCGCUCACUGUCUCCUGGCCUGUCUCUUCUGCGAGGUGCUGUCCAUGUGUUCGGCUGUGGGGGACUGCCUGGUGUGCGGAAUGGGUGGGGUCGGGUGCUGCGACGCUGUGGCUGGCGGCGGCGGCUGCUGCUGCUGCUGCAUGGAGGCGGCAGGGGAGGCAGCAUGUACAGAGGAGGCGUGUCAGGCAGUGUUGGAUUGUGGGAUAAUCGAGAACUGCUGCGGCUCAUCUGACUGCUUGGAGAUCUGUUUAGAGUGUUGCUCCAUCUGCUUCCCAGCGUAGCACAGCCAAUCAGAAAAGGAUUACAAGAAGAUGUCAAGGUGUGCAAAAAGAUGUGGACUCCAGCACGCUUCACUGACCAGCAGGCUGAUGACAGACUGUACUUGGACUUGCCUGGUUUAGUCCAGUUUGGCACCACCGGUUCUCCAAGUUUACAGGAAAAGUGUAAUAAGAUUAUUUUGAGUUUUCUUGUUUGUUAUGUCAGAGUAAAAACUGAAAAUCAUUUUUUUGUCACUUUUAUCACAAAAACCUGAAAUUAUUUAUGUAAAAAUCACAGAAACGUAAUAAAUAGAGGGACGCAACGGUUUGUAGUUUGACAGGUUUCCUCCACACAAGGUGGAAAUAGCUUCCUCAAGGAUCUCGAAUCAACUUGUCUAUAUCUGGCAUUAAUAACCAUUUCCAGGUCCAAAUGCUUUUUCUUAGUUCUUAAAAGCAAAGAAGCCCCCAUGAGUUUUCAAAAUUGGUCCAAGUUCUCAGCCUAAACUUCCAUAGAGAGAGUGUUUGAGGUGAUCUGACCAAAUAUACAAGGUUAAAAAUUAAAAUGUUGCUACACAGUUGGACUGUUUGGUACAAACAACUUACGAUCCUAAGCUUUAUGCCAACACCAAAAUAAUAAUGGUCUGAGACAGUGAUUUAGUUCUGAUGCAUUGAAAAUAUUUUGUUGAAUACAUGACUGGGAGGUGUGUUACACAUAAACUGCACUAAUAACAAAGCAAAAGAAGUUAUACAGCACUGCAGCACAAUGAAAAGUGCCUCUGAAAACAAGAUCACUUAACUAGUGUUUGAUUGUCCCAGAUACCCUAAAACACUCCACAGGUAAUCAACUAAUGAAUACAGUUAAAGAAAAGCAAUUUUGAAUAAUAGUUUAGGUCAUUUUUUAAUACUCAACAUGUGAGUAUUUCUGACUAUUGUCCAUUCUCUGAAUCUUGUGUUCCUGUUGAGCUGUUGCACAUCGCACAAAUAAAACUUUCAGUCUCUGAUUGACAGCUCAGCGGGGGAGCAGGGCCGGGUGCAACAGGAAGUGGCUCCUGUGGGGGCAGGAAGUGUGUGUUUGUCGAAGCAGCGUGCCAGGACGUCCAAACAGGAAGCAGGAAAUCACUGGAGAGACAAUGGUACCUGACCUUUAACACCCGGAACAAGCCAACAUCAAAGAACGAUACAUGCGCACAUUUGUCCUUUUGUCCUAGUGAGCACUGUGAUUGACGUACUGCUUUCCCAGGCCCAUGAAUCAGAACCUGGGUCUAAUCUGAACCAUUAAACAGCCUCUGGAGCUCUAACCCCUGCUUUACAAAGAAUGUCCCCAUUUUCCAAAAUGUCCUCACAACACAUAGCCCUGAUCAUUGUCCCCACAACGGUAGUUAAACCAGAAUACAUACAUGUACGUGCAUGUGCAACUCAAACAUAUCAGUGUUUUAAACUUCAGGGUUGGGGCUGUUAGGUUCGGACCACCGUUGAAUAAAGAAAGACACAGAAACCCGUAGUUGAUUUUUUUAACCUGCAGGGAGAGUCUCAGUCAGCUCACACUCGUUUGCGUGUCUGAAAGAGAG
This is a messenger RNA of Archocentrus centrarchus (flier cichlid), 2475 nucleotides long. Its product is annotated as myoD family inhibitor domain-containing protein. The transcript is spliced from 5 exons. NCBI's taxonomy places the organism in Eukaryota, Metazoa, Chordata, Actinopteri, Cichliformes, Cichlidae. The record is from RefSeq and is a predicted model, not a curated record. Bases 161 to 931 code for a protein of 256 amino acids.